AUGGGCGGCGCGGGCGGCGGCUGGGCGCGCGAGGCGCCGGCGCUGCUGAGCACGGCGCUGCUGCUGGGCGGCGCGCUGCCCGAGCGCCCGGCCGCGCCGCUCUUCACCAUCGACAGCAUCCUGGCGCCGCGCCCGCACCCGCCGCUGCCACCGCUGCAGCUGCAGCACCUCGCGCACUCGCCGUUCCAUAGAGCACAUGACCUCUUUGGUACGUUUGCCAACUCAUUAGCGUUAGUUGGUGUGAGCGGCAGCGCGGUGUCCAACGCAGGCGGUUACGCGGGCCUAUACGGUGGGUACGCGGCAGCAGCACUGGCCGGGCUCGCGGGCCCGCCGCCCAAGCGCAAACGACGGCACCGCACCAUCUUCACGGAGGAGCAGCUCGAACAGCUUGAGAGCACCUUCGACAAGACCCACUACCCUGAUGUAGUGCUUAGAGAACAGCUCGCCUUGCGGGUUGAUUUGAAAGAAGAGAGAGUUGAGGUCUGGUUCAAGAAUCGUCGAGCGAAAUGGCGCAAGCAGAAACGCGAGGAGCAGGAGCGGCUUCGUAAGCUGCAGGAGGAGCGAGCAUGCGGCCGGGCUCCGCUGCUGGCGCGGCCGCCGCUCUCGCCGGCGCACUCACCCGCGCACGCGCCACCAGCGCCCCCCACGCCGCGCCCCUACUCCGACGACUCUGACUCCGACCUAGAAGUCGCCUAAAUACUAAACCACCACCUAACGGAACAUUCGCGGGCUAAUGUUUCUAUAGACUAAUUAACGAUGUACUUUUCAGUAGACAAGUGUUUAAAGGUGCAAUUUCAAGUGUUUUCAGUCCUUCUAAACUCAGUGCGAGAACGACAGUGAACUAUGGUGUUGUGAAACUAAUAAUUCGGACUGGCAGUUAUUUAAAACGUGAAUGAAUUAUAUGUAACUCAACUUACUUGCCUAUACAUAGGAGAAUUAUAACUUAUCGCGUAUUAAGAAUGUAUAAUGUUUAGAAGUUAAUAUAUUACGUGUAUAUUAUGUAUGGUACCAUAGGUAGAAUCAGUGCUUCGAAAUCCUCUUGGAAACACAUUUUCUUUUACUCUAGAUGAACUUUCAAUUAUAAUGUAGAUGUAUUGCACACAUAACUACGAUAAUUUGCGAUCUAUCCCUUGAUGUUCUUAUCUAACUGAUAUAGUAAAGAAAUAAAAAUAUAUCCCGUUCUGAAAAUCUAAAUAAAUGUUUAGCAACGUGUAUUCUGAAGAUGUAAAGAUAGGUUAUCUGACAAAAAACAGAUUUGCUUUCUUAUUUGUUACAAUACGUUCCUUAGAAUCAAAUAGUUGAUACUCCCCAGCUUCUGGAGAAACCAAGAUUACUUUCAUACUUCUUACUUUUAACUAAGCAUUUAUUCUUUUCAAAUGUAUAGAUACACAAUAUGCAUUAUUGUAUUAUUUUGGUGUAAAGUGUAAG
This is a messenger RNA of Helicoverpa zea (corn earworm), 1428 nucleotides long. Its product is annotated as homeobox protein goosecoid-like. The transcript has 4 exons. The record is from RefSeq and is a predicted model, not a curated record. Lineage: Eukaryota; Metazoa; Arthropoda; Insecta; Lepidoptera; Noctuidae. Bases 1 to 696 code for a protein of 231 amino acids. Gene Ontology annotation, biological process: regulation of transcription by RNA polymerase II. Gene Ontology annotation, molecular function: DNA-binding transcription factor activity, RNA polymerase II-specific; RNA polymerase II transcription regulatory region sequence-specific DNA binding.